AUGUAAUAAUAACAGUAAAAAAAAAUUUAUUAUUUAUGGAAAAAAGGGAAGAAUAGGAAGUUUAAAAAUGUGCAUAAAGAAUGCAAUGAAACUUUGAAAGGAUGUACAGUGAAUAACAUUGGGUAGGGUGGUCUUAAUCAGAUGGAAUCAUGCACUGAUUACAUGUAGGAAAAUCAAUAUAAUACAACUCUAAAUAAACAAUAGAUAUAUUUUUUGAAAUAUGGAAGCGGAAAGUGUUUGAAGAAGAGAUUUGAUAUAUUUGGUUAAAAGACUGAUUAUGAAUGUAAAUCAUAAUGAAAUAAAUUUAUGAUUUAAAUGAGAUAGCAACAGUAUACAAAUAAGGGAAUUCAUUGUGUCAUUAGGACAACUUGCAAAGAUGUAUGAAAAAAUAGGAUGGAUAACUAAUAGUUAAGGAAAUAGAUGCUAAUAAAAAAGGAGAAGCAUAAAAAAAUAAGGCACAUUAUACUGAUUUAAAAAUUAUCAACAAUUACCAUAAAUGUCAAGAAUAUGAUAGAAAUUUUGAUUGUGUUACAUCUGGAAAUGGAGGUUGUAAAAAUAGGCCUUCUAUUUGUUCUGGAUAUGUUGGAGAAGAAAAUUUUUGCUCUAUAAAAGAUCAAGGAUGCAUUUGGAUUAAUCAAUAUGGUUAAUUAAAUAAUGCUAUUAUACUCCAUCAUAAUAUGCACAUUCUGAUUGUAAAUUAUUAGGGAAUUUUAUGGGGAAACUAGAAGGUGGCUGUCUUGCCAUACAGUAAAAAUGUGAAAAAAUCUAUUAAUAGGUUGGAUGUGAUUAAAAUUUAUAAAGAAAAGAAUGUUUUUGCUUAAACAACAAAUUUAUAUUAUUGAUUUGGAGAUAGGAGAAUGCUUUAAAUUUAGAUAAUUUCUAAAAUAAUUAAAUAAAGUUACCAAACUGUUCUAUUAGUUAAGCUUGCCAAAUUAGUCUAAAUUGCAUAAUCAAUAUAUAUUAAUUUGGAUGUGUAGAUUAUUUUUGUGAUAAAAUAUCUUGA
This is a messenger RNA of Paramecium sonneborni, 1003 nucleotides long. The record is from the annotation of a GenBank genome assembly. NCBI's taxonomy places the organism in Eukaryota, Ciliophora, Oligohymenophorea, Peniculida, Parameciidae.